Messenger RNA from Haemorhous mexicanus (house finch), 843 nucleotides. RefSeq names its product serine/threonine-protein kinase pim-1-like. Gene Ontology annotation, molecular function: protein serine/threonine kinase activity; ATP binding. Gene Ontology annotation, cellular component: cytoplasm. Gene Ontology annotation, biological process: protein autophosphorylation. NCBI's taxonomy places the organism in Eukaryota, Metazoa, Chordata, Aves, Passeriformes, Fringillidae. The transcript is spliced from 5 exons. The coding region runs from base 1 to 843 and encodes 280 amino acids. The record is from RefSeq and is a predicted model, not a curated record.
AUGCACCCGGCCCGCCCCCGGCCCCGGGCGGGGCUGCCCCGUCCCCGGCCCCGGGCGUCCCGCCGCGGUCUCGCCUCCGGCCGGCUCUGGUCGUACUGGCGGUGGCGCUGCUGGGCGGGCAUCAGUGCCUGGGGCUGGGGCAGCAUCGCCUCCCUUUGGCUCCGCCUGGCUCGAGCCUGGCCCUGGCCCCGGCCCCGGCCCCGGCCCCGGCCCCAGCCCUUCUCGGUGGCCAUCAAAAGGGUGCCACGGGAGCGCAUCCGGCGCUGGGGCGAGCUGCCCCGAAACGGCAUCAGCCCCACUGACGGCAUCGUGCUCCUCCCGCAGCCCGACGGCACCAGCGCACCCCUGGAGAUCGUGCUGCUGGCCAAGGUGUCCACUGGCUUCCCUGGUGUGGUCCAGCUGCUGGAGUGGCUUGAGCUCCCCAACGACGUCUUGAUGGUGCUGGAGCGCCCGGAGCGGUGUCAGGACCUGCAGCGUUUCAUUCGGGCACGGGGCUUCCUGCCCGAGGAGGUGGCGCGGGAGCUGUUCCGCCAGGUGCUGGAGGCCGUGCGGCACUGCACCAGCUGCGGGGUCCUGCAAAGGGACAUCAAACCAGAGAACAUCCUGGUUGACCUGGCCACCGGGCAGGCCAAAUUGAUUGACUUUGGCUGUGGCACCUACCUGCAGGACACAGCCUACACUCACUUUGCAGGAACACGGUCAUACAGCCCCCCGGAAUGGACCCACUUUGGCUGGUACUAUGGCAGGCCAGCUACCAUCUGGUCCCUGGGCAUCCUGCUGCACCAGAUGGUCUGUGGGGAGCACCCUUUCAGGAGGGACCAGAACAUCAAUGAAGCCUUAUAG